Molecule: messenger RNA, 522 nt
Organism: Rhinopithecus roxellana (golden snub-nosed monkey)
Lineage: Eukaryota; Metazoa; Chordata; Mammalia; Primates; Cercopithecidae
Source: RefSeq, a predicted model, not a curated record
AUGUCCUGGACAGAGCCAGAGCCUAAGAACAUGGGAGAGCAAUGGGAAAUAUUGGGCACUUCAUCAGGCGACUUCAGGUGUAUUUCUAGAGAUUGUCCAGGGGCUGGUAACAAGAAUAGAGAGUCAUCCAUAGCCACAAGACGCAGAACCUCUUCUGGCGAAACGGUCCUGCCUCACCCAGAGGUGGCCGAGGAGGCCGUUGGAGGACCACAAAGCUGCAAGUGGCUUUCCUGGGGCCUGCAGGUAACAGCUGGAGGAGGCUUGGAAGGGCACCCACAUUGGGUCUCACAGGAGUCUGCACCUGCAGGUCACGCUGGCAUUAGCCCCUCAUCCUCUGCAGUUCAUCUCGUCCAGGCGAAGACAGCUAGCUGGCCUCAGAGGGUCUCAUCCGCUGAGCGGUACCUCCUCCCGAUUGAGCACAUCCCUGGUGCCGACUUUUUGCUUGUGUUCACUUUGAGGAUGCAUUGUGGGCCUGCAAGAAAUCUGUUUGAGGCUUUAUUAAAUUCAAAUUCCAGCUGUUAA